AUGUUUAAAUUGGCACCGUCAACGGUGUGGAGGUUGAUAAAAAGAGGCGAGAUAAAGGCUCAUUCAAAUCCAUUACACCCGGCUUUAACCGAUGCCAACAAAAUAAGGAGGGUGGAGUGGAUUUUGAGCCUUAUCCAAGAAGACAUGAUUCAAAGACACACGAUUUACAAAGGAAUGUACGAUUAUAUUCACAUUGACGAGAAGUGGUUUUAUUUAACCAAGAAAACACAAAGGGUUUAUUUAGCACACAAAGAAAAGGUCCCAUAUAGGGCAGCGAAGUCAUCAAAGUUCAUACCUAAGGCCAUGUUCUUAGGGGCCGUUGCUAGGCCUAGAUGGAAUCGUUUUGGUCAAUUACAAAGAGAUUCAAAGAAUCGACCAAGGAGUUCAAUUGAAAUUAAACCAACCGAAUCAGUUAAUCAAGAAGUUUAUAGGAGUAUGCUCAUACAACAAUUGAUUUCGGCUAUACUAAGAAAAUGGCCAAGUGAUGGACCUUCUAUUAUUUUUAUUCAACAAGAUAAUGCAAGGGUUCAUAUCACAGACGAUGAUCCAAUAUGGCAACAACACAAUAGGCAAGGGGGUUUAACUUUCAUUCUUACUCAACAACCUCCAAAUAGUCCGGAUUGGAAUAUUCUAGACUUGGGUUUCUUUAGGAGCAUGCAAUCACUUAUGCAUAAAAAGAUGCUCAAAAACGGUACAGAAUUAAUCACAGCAGUUGAGGAUGCAUUCGGAGAGUUACAUCCAAAGACCUUAACUAAUAAAGUUGAAGAAGACAAUGGCAGGUUAAGGAUUCAAGUGAGAAUCCCAACACAAUUGGUUAGAGAAGCUGUAGCUUUUCUUAACCCAAACAGGGAUCAGCAACAAACACAAGCAUUAACAGAAAAUGAGGAUGCUGCACAAACAACAGAGAUCAUUCAAGAAGCUUAUGAUCAGGCAGUUGAAGACACUCAAGGAUGA
Molecule: messenger RNA, 954 nt
Organism: Amaranthus tricolor (Joseph's coat)
Lineage: Eukaryota; Viridiplantae; Streptophyta; Magnoliopsida; Caryophyllales; Amaranthaceae
Exons: 3
Coding region: 1-954 (317 amino acids)
Molecular function (GO): nucleic acid binding
Source: RefSeq, a predicted model, not a curated record